AUGCACGCGAAAUUGGCAUUGGCUACGGCCCUUCUCGCGGCCUCGUCGGUCACCGCAUUCCCGAACCGACCACGAAUGCACUACCCUCGACAAGUCAAGCGACAAGUCUUCAACAAUGGCACCAAUCCUGUUGAUUCCACUGCCACUGAUAGUGUGACUCUGCCGAAUCUCAUUGCCCCAACGACAGACGCCACUACCGGCAUCACCAUCGCGCCUACCGGUAUUGUCGGAACUUCCAGCGAUGCUGCUGCCACGAGCUCGCGGCAUAACGGCCUGGAUGAUUUGUUGAGCUCACUGAGUUCAGUGCUCAACUCUUCGUCUUCUAGUGAGGAUGCGUCAUCAACACAACCCUCAACCGACUCGUCCGCGGCGGCAACGACUAGUGCAGCAGCAACCACGAGCGCGGCAGCAACCACGAGUGCAGCAGCAACUACAAGUGCAGCAGCAACCACAAACCCUGACCCAACGACGACCGCGGCCGGGACGACGACCUCGGCGGCUCAGUCAUCUGACGUCCAAGCCACCAGCUCGGCAGCACAGCAAUCAUCAGAGCCUCCUGCUACCACUUCGGCCGCGCAGACAUCGGAGCCUGCUCAAACCACUUCCGCAGCGCAGACAUCGGAGCCCCCUGCCACCUCUUCCGGCAACGGGCUUUCGUCAAUUAUCUCGGACAUCCUGAACCCUACUACCUCCGAGCCUGCUCAAACCACUUCUGCAGCGCAAACAUCGCAGCCUCCCGUUGUCUCUAGCUCCGCCGUUCAGACAUCUGAGCCUCCCGCUCCCACAACCUCGGCCGCGCAGACAUCCGAGCCUGCUCAAACCACUUCUGCGGCGCAGACAUCAGUGCCUCCCGUUGUCAGCAGCUCAGCCGUUCAGACAUCGGAGCCUCCUGCUCCUACCACCUCGGCCGCGCAGACAUCGGCGCCCCCUGCUACCUCUUCGGGCAACGGGCUUUCGUCGAUUAUCUCGGAUAUCCUCAACCCUUCUACCUCCGAGCCUGCUCAAACCACUUCCGCAGCGCAGCAAUCGUCUGGUGUUGCUACUACUUCCGCAGGGCAGCAGACUUCUGAUGUGGUGACCAGUCAACCAGUGCCAACUUCUUCUUCUGGAAAUAUCAUUUCUGAUAUUCUCUCCACGCUGUCAUCAAUUCCUAGCCUGUCGGAUCUGAUCCCUACUUCGUCAGACAUUAUUCCUACGACUUUGAUUCCUACCUCUACAGGCAUUCUUCCUACCGGUACCGAUUCAAGCGCUAUUCCUACUGGAACCAGCCUGGGCCCAUCUGGUACUGACACGAGCCUGCCCCCAACUGGUAGUGGAACGAGCUUGCCUCCAACUGGAACUGAUACCAGCCAGCCUCCAUCUGGCACCGGUACGAGCCUCCCCCCUACUGGAACUGAUACUAGCCUGCCUCCUACUGGAACUGGCACCAGCCUGCCUCCUACCGGAACUGACACCAGCCUGCCUCCUACUGGAACUGGUACCAGCCUGCCUCCUACCGGAACUGAUACCAGCUUGCCUCCCACUGGAACUGGUACUAGCCUGCCUCCUACCGGAACUGAUACUAGCCUUCCUCCUACUGGAACUGGUACCAGCCUUCCUCCCACUGGAACUGAUACCAGCGCGCCCCCAACUGGCACUGGUACGUCCGGUUCCGCUUCUGGCACUGCAUCUGGUUCUCAGACUCAACCCACCGCCACCGGAAGCGAGGCCUCUGAUUCCGGCACUCAGACGCGUCCAACUGAGACUGGUGACCAAUCUGCAACGGCCACGUCUGGUGUUGUCACUUCUGGCGUGCAAAGCCAGACAGAUGUUCCUACGUCUGUUGCAACCGGCGCUCCUACUAGUGAGAGACCACCCGUUACUAGCAUCAGGCCUACCGAGACUGCCUCCAAGUCGGACGACUGGCUUCCAACAACCAUCGUUGGUGAUCCAACUUCGUUCUCAUUCUCGGCUCCCUCCGUUAUUCCCACCGGCACCUCCAGCGGUAGUGCGUUCCCCACCAACCUUCCUGCUGUUCUUCUCCCUGAUCAGCAGAAGCCUCAGCCUGAUGGAACCAAACUGAUCGAGGUUGGUUUCUUGUAUGCUCUCAACUAUGAGCACGUGGCCAAGAAUACUGUUGCUGCUGCCCAGAUCUUUUCUUAUCUUCCUCGAGCUCUGUCCAAUGCUGGUGGAUUUGAUAUUAACAAGAUGCAAAUCACGAGACUCGAGCCUCUUGACACUCUUGCCAAGUACGGAUACUGGACUACUAUCGCCAAGUUUUACUAUCCCGAGAAUCUCCUUGACAAGCUUCAGGCUGAUAUCUUGUCUCCUAACUCGCAAGUCUACAACUACCCCGACAGCUUGGUUCGCGACUUGACCGCAGUUAUCAACCCAAAGAUCGACAUUUAUGGCAAGUUUACUGAUGACAAUAAUAACGGUGGAAGCAACGGUGGCAACAACAACGGCAACAACAACGAUGACGUUUUGGGUAACGGUUCAAAUAACAGCUCCUCAUCUUCUAGACAACAAGCCAUGACCGCUGGUAUUGCUGUCGGUGCUGUCGGCCUUAGUGCGCUUUAUGGUGCUGCCAUGUUCAUUGUCGCCCGCCGCUACAAGCGCAAGAGACAAUCCUCGUCUCACCACCGAUCCAGCUCCGUCACUGGUAGCGACAGGUCUUCAGAGAUGCAGUACGCUGGCAACGGCAGCCCCGCCCUCAUGGGGGGUGCGCUCUUGAGCCGGGACAUGUCGAGUUAUGGUGGGGCAUUAGGCGGUGGUCGAGAGAGCCACGGCAGUGGUCGCAGUGGAAUGGGCAACUCUGCCCGCACUGCCAACAUCUCAGCCCCAGUUGCUGCAGAGAACUCACUCGGCUGGCGCUGA
Messenger RNA from Clonostachys rhizophaga, 2856 nucleotides. Lineage: Eukaryota; Fungi; Ascomycota; Sordariomycetes; Hypocreales; Bionectriaceae. The record is from the annotation of a GenBank genome assembly.